AUGCCCGGAUUAAUUCAGUCGAGCUGUUUUUUAUUCGCUCUGCUUGCCGUAUGGGUUUCAUGGCACACCGCAAUUAUUGGUGCACAGGGCGCAUCGCCUAAGCUGAUAUGGUCCGCAAGUCCACUCACGCCAGCAAUACUCAAACUGUCUACCACAACAUGGAUCGAUGUUCCCGACACACACGUCGCCAUUGAGCUGCUGAACGAAGCUGUAGUGAUGAUCUCGUACGACGUAUCAGUGUCUCAUGUUGCAGACUUUAUAUCAGAAGGUGAACCGACUGAAACACUGAAUGAAGUAUCGUUUCGCGUAGCAGUGGAUGGAACUCCUUACCGUCAAUCAGCGACGACUGUAGAUGACCGGGAACCACUCGUUGUUGUUGCAAGUGGGCAUUUGAUUCUCGAAGUAUCACGUGGUAAUCACGAGGUUACGUUGCAAUGGCGCAACCGUGGCACGCACGGGGUUGACUGGAUGGUGACGAGCGAUUUAUUGAAUGGAUUUGCAGGCGGCCGAAUUCUCACCGUGUCAGCACAACACCGCUUUAUUUGGUUCCGACAACCGAUCACGGCAGUUUCUCUUCUAUCCGUUGCUAAGUGGGAGGCGGUACCAGGAAUGUCUUUGAGAUUUCGCAUCUUGGAAUCAUCCCCAAUACGCAUAUUCUAUCACAUGCCCGUUCUUCCUGAAUUAUUUUAUAGUUCUCGUGACAUGACUGCGUACAAUAAAAUUGAGUCGGCACUUGAGAUAAAUGGACUUCGUUAUCGAGAAACCGGGUCGUACGGAAAUGUUGACGGAUCUCAAAAGUCGACAUUACAUCUUCAAGGUAGCAUCACGAUGGAUCUCAUGCCAGGAGAAUAUAGCGUGGUGUUGUGUUGGAAGGCGUUGUCCGGCUUCAAACGUUCGUGGUUUUCUAGUCCGAAUGCCUUGGACGGAUUUGCUAUGGGGCGGGUGCUAGCAGCGGUAGGUGAAUACAGUAUCAAUUCAAUGUCCUUGUACCAUAUGAAGCAAUUUGAGUCUACAUCUGUAAGUGAGUGGUCAGACGUAGGAGACUCUGUACUUCACUUCAAACUACCAAGAGCAACACAAGUUUUGCUGAGGUACAGUUUACCUCCUUCACAGAGUGAGAAUUCGAUAUUUGCAAGCUGGACUGAGGACACGUGGAAUAGCAUUCAGACUCGAUUGGUUGUGGACGGGAUCGCAUACCGACAUACGUCAUCAUCGGAAGACGGCAGUAUACAUGGAAUGGAAAAUGAGAAGGCAAGUAUGGUGCUGCCUCUCGCUGGGGGUAGCCAUACUGCCCGAUUACAGUGGAAAAACGUGGAUAGAAUUUCUUGGCGUGCAGUAUCGUUUGUCAGGGACCAAACUUCUUCAUACGCCUCCGUUUUUCUUAGCUUAAAAAAAUUGGAACACGAUAUUAAGAUUUUCGCUCCUACAGUACUUUUUGCAGAGGAAGACAAGACUCUUGAGAUCGUAGGUAUAUCCAUUGGCGAUGCUGCCAGCGAAAUGGCACUUGACUAUGAGGUUACCGUCACCAUGUCAGCAAAGAAUGGCUUGUUGUCGUUACAGCCGAUUCCAGGGAUAACUUUUGCUUCUGGAAAUGGCGACCGCAACGAUUACUUGCUUUUUAGUGGUACACUGAGAAGCGUGAACACGAUAUUAGCUCGCAUAUGGUAUAGAAGCUACUUAAAUUGGUAUGGGGACGAUAAACUUUGUAUAGAGGCAGUGGAUCAAGGCGUGACAGAAUCUCUACACACUACCAAAAGUGAUGCUGUGGUUCUAAUCCGCGUAGCAUCUGUAAAUGAUUCGCCACAAUUAAUCGUUCCGAGUACUCAAAUUCUGCUCGAAGACCAGCAAAUCAGUAUUUUUGGUGUAAAAGUUCACGAUGUUGACCCUGGGUUUGCUGAUAGCAACUCAACAUUUGAAAUAGAGUUAUUUGUACUGAGCGGUGUGCUAACUCUGGGCCCCUGUAUUGGAGUAUUGUUCAUAGAAGGUGAAGGAGUAGCUGAUCAGCUCGUUCGCUUUCGUGGGGAUAUAUCCGCAAUCAAUAUGGCACUUUUCGAAAUCAAAUAUCAACCUGACAUGGAAUUCAAUUCGAAGCAGCACGCCGAACGAUUGGGAUUACGAGUGCGAGAUUUAAAUUACUAUGAUGGUACUGUUACAGAUGUAUUUGAUAGUAUCGCGCUGGAGGUUCAAAGCUCCGACGAUCCAACACAGCUGGUGCUGUCGGAGCUCCUUACAAUUACCCUUCGCGGAUAUGCCGUCGAAAUGUUUGGAGAAACGAGUGGAAAAGAGGCGAUAAGUGCUCAAUUGCUUACAAUGACGCCUUUUGGAGAAAUACAGCUAUCAAUGCUGAGUAGCACAUUACCGGCAGGUGUGACGAGACGUCCUGUUGGAGACGAACCAUCGAGCACAAUCCAUCUCACAGGGUCCGUUUCUGAUGUCAGUGACAUUUUGCACUCAGUCUUAAUCACUCGCUCCCCAUCAUUUUACGGAUACGAGAUUAUUUUUGUCCGACUAAGCGCUCUUUCAAAUAUAUCGAUAGUGGAAGACUUUACUAUCCAGUUGAAUUUGCAAGGCAACAGUACUACCCAGCUUUGUACAAUUGCUGGUUUGUGGCCAUCUCGCGGACCAAUGCAAGGAGGGACUAAUUUAACUGUGACUGGAUUCGGCUUUAAACAUUGGCUCGCCCGCGCACUGUGGUGUCGAUUUGGUAGAAGCGCUCUCGUAAGGAGUACGGUGAUAUCUGAUACAACCUUGACUUGUGCGACGCCACCUGCAAGCGCUGACCUGCCUACUCAAACCUUUUUGAUGGUGACAAACGCAGAUGAUUUUUAUUCGAAUCCUAUAUCGUUUCUGUACGAAAAAUCGUGGACAAUCGAAUCAGCAUCACCAGCACAAGGACCACGAAGCGGGGGGACUACAGUAAUUAUCAAUGGACAAAAUAUCCCUCACUCUUCUGGUCUGCAGUGUGCUUUUGGGAAACAUAUGUCGAUUGCGCGAUAUAUGUCAUCCUCCAGAGUCUCGUGUCAUACGCCUGCGGUCAAAAACGGUACUACAGAAGUAGAUUUGCGACUAACAUCUAACGGCCAAGACUUCACAUUGCCGCUUUUGUACAGUUUUCGAGAUUCUCCGCAAAUUUAUGCCCUUGAUCCACCAUACGGAAGUUCAACAGGAGGGGAUAUCAUAUAUGUCGCUGGAGCCAACUUUUUUCCAGACUCGUCUGCCAAUUGCAUUUUCAAUGAGACAACCAUCACAUUGGCAACUUUUAAGUCUUCCAGCUUGAUGUUGUGUCUGUCUCCCUCUGUAGAUCUUGGUUUAGUGGAGACUGUUACUGUGAAGGUUGAGGUCGUCCUUGAAGCAAUUUCAUAUCAAGUACCCGGAAAUUUUACCAUCUACGUCCCGCCCACUGUGUAUGCUGUAAAUCCUGGAUACAUUAUGGGAAGCGGUGAUUUACUCACCGUUAGUGGAUCUCAUUUCCGUAAUUUAAGCUCAUUAUCGUGUCAGUUCCUAUGUGGUACAACACUCAGCAACGCCCCAAUUACUUUUGUGAGCUCCACUCUUGUUCUUUGCCGCGUUCCUACCCUCUCACAACAUAGCGCUUGGAUUGGACUUUCUGUCUCGCUCACUAAAACAAUCAAUUUGUUCAAUAAAUGGCUUGACUUUCAGUAUUUACUCCACCAUACUCCCACCCCGUUAGUCGUUUCAGCUUAUCCAAGUACGCUUUUGCGGAUAGGAAGUCCGCCUCUCAAAGUUAAUGGCCGCGGGAUGAUGAAUGUUCAUAGACUGUGGUGCAAUUUUGUUGGUAUUGGGGCCACUCGGAUAAUGCUGAAAACGUCAAAUUUGGGUGCAUGUGAUGUUCCAUUUAUCCUAACAAACCAAUCGUAUCCGUAUCAAGUACUGCAAAUUGAGAGUAUCUAUCCACCAAAGACAAUUCUGGCUGUGUAUGAGCUCGCGGUAAUAGAGCCGAUCGAAUUGCUGAGUGUGACACCCGCUUUGGGUUUGGUAAAUGGGGGGACAGAGCUCAAAAUUUUAACUGAUAGUACACGCUUGCCAGAUGUGUAUAAGCUCACAACACUCAACUGCAAGAUCGGAGGAAUUGAUGUACCAGCUUUUGCGUUAAACAGCUCCACUCUUCUAUGCCGCAGCCCGGCAAUACAUAAACCAAUGACAGCAUUUGUGGAGAUCUGGAUCGCCCAAGAUCGCACGCAUUCACUCGAAAGGGCACAGACGUUUACAUAUAUCCUUCCUAUCAGAAUUACAGAAGUGAGACCAUCCCGUAUCAGCUCAGCAGGCUACACCCAGAUGCGGGUGACCAUUAAUAGUCGGGCUAUGGAAGGUCUGAAUUGUUUGCUUGGCUCAGUAAUCGUUCCCGCUAAAAUUGUUUCGGAUUAUACAAUUGCUUGUGUAUCUCCACCCCAAACGGCAGCUAUCUUGACACUUCGUUUAGUCAAUGACGGAAAUUACGUGUUGUCUGAGAAUGCGCUGCUAAUCGAAGCGUAUUUGGACUUGGAUACAGUAUAUAUUUCUCCAUCUAAUGGAAUCGUGUUUCCUAACACAACGAUUGGAAUCGAGAUAAAAAGUUUACCAUCUGCUAGCCAUGUGGAAUGCUCAUUUUUUGAAGGUGGAAAAUCACCUUUAGCCAGUACCAGAGCUGUAAUCAAAUCCCUUAAUUUAGCAAUGUGCCACAUUCCAGCUAACGUCUUCUCCCCACCAGCCAGGUUGGCUUUCUCAGUCGUAAUUGAUACUUUUGUUGUGGUCGACCAAAUGCAGUUAUACUUUGUCCCAGAGUUUGAAGUUAGUUCAGUCUAUCCCACCAUUGGGAUCAUCAGUGAAAAAAACUUGGUUCGAGUGCAACUGGAGUCAUUAAACAUUUUUGUAACACAUUUCUGGUGUGCUUUUGGUGCAACACUAACUCAGGGCCGAGUUGAAAAAACACAUCACGCUUUGGUGAUUGAGUGUAUGUCACCAGUCAACAACUUCGCAGCGGACAUUCCGUUAGCGAUCACAACAAACGGUGUAGAUUUUUUCUCGUCGAAGGCAAAAUAUGAGCGAGUCUUCCGAUAUGUCCGAAAACCCUCGGUCUACUCGUUCGUGCCGCGGAUAGGAUCGACAAGGGGUGGAACAAAGCUUGUAUUAAAGGGUGAUGACUUUCAUGAGUUUAUGAAAUUGACGUGCAUCUUUAGCGGUUACGCAGUAGUACAAGCGGAGUGGCAAAAUUCUAGCCACGUGUCUUGCAUCACACCUAAAGCCGCAUACGAGCAAAAAGUUGCAAGUAUAGCUGUUUCCGAUGCUAACAACAACUUUCGACUCAGAAUGCAGCAAACUUUCGAAUACGCACAAGAUGUGAUCGUGACGAAAUUGUCUCCACCAACAAUUCCGAAAAAUUUUGAAGGAGUCCUUCGUAUUUCUGUGAAUUUCCUGCAUUUGUCUUCAUCCUGGUGGUGCCGAAUAAACAAUGCUUCAUUAGUGGGUGUCUGGACUGCACGUACCGAACUGUUGUGUCCUGUCUCACCUCAUUUACUUCGCGAGACUGAUAAUGCAGCAAUUUCGAUCAGUCCCAAUGGUCAAGAAUGGAGUCCUGUUUUCCCAAUCAGCAUCAUUUCGGAUUUCUCGGUUCACUCAAUCGCACCCAAUCGAUUUGUAUGCGGAAAAAUGGAGGAAUUGCAUUUGUAUGGUACAGGAUUCUCCAAUGACUCUCAAAUGGCAUGCUAUUUUAACCAUACUCCUGUGCCCGCUUUAUACGUGAGUAAUGUCGAACUAUUGUGCUAUCCGCCUCAUAUCGCGAACGUAACAGCAUUAAACGUGACUGUGACUGGAUACGACGGAUUCAUUGCGGAGAAUGUAGUAUCCGUUUUAUGCCAAAUCGCCCCUGUGAUUCAGCACGUGCAUCCUAGCUAUGGUAGCUCAUCGGGGGGAACCGUUAUGACUGUUUUGAUGCGUGAUCCCUUGGAUAAACAAACGGAAGAUGUUCAAUGCUGUUAUGGAACACAUUUUUGUUUGUAUGGAGUGACUAUAAACUCAACAGCGCUAAAAUGUGUUACUCCCGCCAUGGAUUCGGGGCCGACCAUGCUGAAAAUUGUUCUCGGAUCAUUUGGUGAAGGUUUUCUCAAUUCCACACAGGUAUUUUUCUAUUUUUUUCAAGUCCCUAAAAUAUUAGACGUCUUGCCGCAGCUGGUGCUCCUGUCUCUAAACUUCACAGUCUCGGUGUAUGGAGAAAAUUUUGUAAGCACCAAUGAGCUAGGAUGCAUAUUGCGCACUGACUACGGUGACUUUGAGUUAUCAACUCAAUGGCAGUCAAAAGAGCUGAUAACUUGUAUUCAGCCGUUUGAGAAGAUUGAGCUGCCGACAGUCAAAUCCAUCAAUGCUCGCGUCUUACUUACUGUCAAUGGACUUGACCUGAUCGACACUAGCAUGAAUAUUACAUUACUUCGUCCACCGGAUGUACUAUCAGCAAUUUUUGUGCGAUCUGGGCUGCAGCAAUCUCUGAAAUUGACAGGAAAAUAUUUUGAUUCUGGCUUGAAACUCAUGUGCAAUAUUGAGUCUUCUAACAAGUCCACGGUAACGCCUGCUCAAAUUGUGAAUGCAACGGUAGCAAAUUGCCCAGCACCGCCUUGGAACAUGGAUAGGGAGCGUACAAAAGUUUGUUUGUGGUCAGCAAACAGUGGGAAAGUAAGUGAAAGCAGAGAUGUUUUCGUCAACGGUGUCGCUGCUAACGGUAAAUCCUGGUGGGGAUUGCUGCCCAGCACAGGUUCCACGCAUGGUGGAGACAUCGUGCAGCUUGUAAUGAUUGGAUUUGAUGAUAAUCGUUCGAGCUGGAACUGCUGUUUUAAUGAGCUGACGUGCUCACGUGUGUUUCAAGCACAUCAGGGCGCUUUAUGGAUGGUGACUUUACCGGUCAUAAAUAUGACAGGAAUUGUGCCAGUGUCUCUAACAUCGGGAGACGGGUCAGCUAUUAUAGAGCAAAAAUCAUGGUUUCUUUUUUUCGAUUCUCCAAUGGUGUGGACUAUUUCUCCAACGACUGGAAAUGUUCACGGAGGUAGCGUUGUAUCAGUUCAGGGCGAAGGCUUUUUAUCUGCAGCAAAUUUGCAAUGUAAAUUUGGGAAUCUGUAUUCAAUUCCAUACUCUGUGUCAAAUAAUCGUUUACUGUGCACCACUCCUCGUUCCAGUUCUAAACAGCGUGUAAGGUUUGAUCUUGUAUACUCAGACGGGAAAGGUACGGGCAGAGUGGCAGAGAAGAAUAGAGUCAAUCAUUUCGAAUAUGUUGCUGUACCCAGUAUUGUCGGAGUCAUUGUCAAUGAAAAUGCAAGCUCAAGGUUACAUUUGAUCAUUACAGGAUUUAACUUGUAUAACGAAGCAACUUUAGUGUGCCGGUUCGGGCUUGAAGUAGUAGCCGCCCGCUUAGUGGAGCAAGAUAAAGUCGUUUGCUCCCCGCAUCGAACGUAUACUGAGGGACAACAAUUAGUUGUAUCGGUUUCGAAUGACGGUGUGCUGUUUUCUCGUGACUUUAUCAUCCAGUAUAAUGCUACAGGCUCAUUAGCUGUGGCGCACUUAUCACCAGUUUGUGGAUUGGACUGGGUAAAGACAGAAGUAUUAUUGUAUGGAAACGAUUUUGUUAAUGAACCUUACGAUUGCAUCUUUGGAUGGAAGAAUUGGCAGCAACGUGUCAAAGGCAAAACGAUUAAUCGAUCCUGCGUAAGCUGUGAAGUACCACAGUGGACGUUGAGUACGCCACGAGAGCUUCCCAUCUCGCUGCAAUCAAAGACCAGUUUGGCACGGAGUAAUGCACUUAUUUAUCGGUAUAUUCCAGAAGUUGUUAUUUCUUCCGUCAAACCAAACCGUGCAGUCGCUGGGUUAGCUACAAGCAUUGUAAUCACCGGAGGUCCAUUCGCGAAUUGGCCUGGGGCUGAUUGCAUUCUGCUUCCGAGUCACCAAAAUGGAUCUGCAAUUACUUUUCGCGCAGCGUGGAAAUCCACCUAUCAGAUCAUAUGCACUAUGCCUAUUUCCCUGUUGCCAGGAGUUUACCGCGUUGGGUAUGCUCCGAAUGGAGUAUACAGCGUCUGCGCUGAACAAUUACUUUAUUUAGUCAAUCACCCUGUGGUCACAAAUGGUCAUCCUAACCGAGGGCCUACAUCAGGUAACACUGAACUUGUGCUCCAGGGCCACUACUUUUCUUCAAAUAUGUCCUGCUGUUUUGGUGCUUCCUGUGUUCCGCUUAAAAUUGUGAAUACGUCGAUUGCGAUAUGUCGAACACCUCCCCAUUCAAUUGGAUCCGUUCCAGUUAUGAUCUCUUUUAGCUUGGUCGGACGUUUUCCAUCCAACGUUUUGUUUCAAUAUUUCGAAGCCGCACGAAUAAAAGAACUGAUUCCUCCGAUUAUUGUGGUUGGAUCCACUCAGCCAGAAUUUAUUGUAGUGAUUGGAACCAGCUUUAGCACCGACUUGACAUUCGGUUGCACCUUUGACGGUCUUGCAAGUACUCCAUUACAUGUUAUUGCGCAUAAUAGCUCCAGUGUCACGUGUCCUCUUCCAAUUAUUCCAACGAGACUGUAUUCGGUAAUAAAGCUAGGAAUUGUAGCGUUCACCGACGCUUCAGAAAUAUAUAUGACGAGCAUUUCUGUUGAGCUAGUUGAACAAUCUGUGAUCACAAGAGUUCUGCCUGAAGUUUUAUCACCCAGUGAAAAUAUGAUGUUUGAAGUUCAUGGUGUAUUGGAGUACAUGUCAGAAUACACAAGGUGCACUUUUAAAUGCAGAAGCUUUAGUGGUACUCAAGUCAUUCGAGAAGGUGCGUUCACCUCCCUGACGAGUGCUAUUGCGCAGUGUGACUUGUUUGAUCUCGCUCUCCCGCUUGGUUCGUGCCAGAUUACUCUAUCAAAAAAUGGCGUCCAAGUCUCGAGCAAUAGUAUUGAAAUACUGGUACGUAAUCCAAUAAUCGUGAGCCGUGUUACACCUUCGUCAGGCUUCACACUUGGAGGCACUCUUCUUACCAUCGACGGAUCAGGUUUUCCAGACGACAUUGAGCCACUCUGUCAUUUUGGACAGGCAAUUUAUCAAAAAGCUUUAGUCAUUUCUACCGGUAGAUUAUACUGCUCCACUCCUGUGAUGAAAUUGCCUAAUAGUACCAAGAUUCUCGACAUGUGGAUCUCAUUUGGCGGGAUAAAGUCCUCAGUGCUGCCAUUCUUCUUUUCUGCUCCAGCUCUCAUCACCGAAGUGAGUCCAAAGUUUGGCCCCGCAGACGGAGGGACAAAAAUUGAAAUUAAAGGAAUAAAUAUUUCUCCAAAUUAUGGAGUCAGCUGUUUGUUUGAUGGAAAAACCAUCGUGAUGUCUGACUCGUUACAGCAAGGAGCAGUGUGGUGUACCACGCCAUUGAUGAUAAUUGGACUGCACACGUUUGAGCUCAUCACCGAGAGUGGUGAUCGAAUGUCUAGCAACUCUGUCGAGUUUCGAGCUAUUCCGCGCGAGCAACUUUUUUUCAUUUAUCCUACUCAAGGCAUCCAGACUAAAGUUACCGAGACAAAAAUUCGUGUAACGGGUAGUAAUUUUGUGGAUUCGACAUCUCUUACAUGUAUUUUUGGCGACGUUAAGGCAUCUUCGACAAGUUUUGUAUCUCCUUCGAUGAUUGAAUGUGUUGUUCCGUUUAUGCAACUCGGAACGAAAGUGGUUAAGGUAUCGAAUAACGGCGUUGACUUUUCUUUAUCCUCGCAAUUGUAUGAGGUUUUGCCUCUAAUGUCGAUUGCCAGGGUUUCUCCCCGUCAUGGUUCUUUUUUGGGUGGUACUGUUGUGGUGUUAACUGGUGUGUUUGAAGUUUACGAUGAAAUUGAAUGCAUGUUUGGAGGCAAAGUUGUUGCUGCCCACUUUAUCAAUGCCUCGGUUGUGAAAUGCAUUGCACCACCUGCAAGACUUGGUGACAUCGUAGCGAUCAAUGCCCGCGUCUACAACAUAAUUGCCUACAUUGAAGAUGAUGCCGAAACCGACUUCGUGUAUGGAGUGGGACCCGUCGUGACUAACAUAUUACCUUCGGUUGUAUCACAGACAACAUCCUUAAUUAACGUAACAAUUAUCGGAGCAGAUUUCAGCCAGUCAAAUCUGGUCGGCUGUCAGUUCUCAACUCAGCCAAUAUCUCGCUUUUAUUACGACCGUGGUAAUGGCUGGUGUACCUUCAAUGCAACUUUUGUCGGUGUUUUUGAGCUGGUUCUGACAUCAUCUGGAAUUAGUUUGGAUCGAAUUAUUACUCACCAAAGCAUUCGUGUUAUUUAUGAAAUUCAGCCGAUUUCUAUAUCACCGCGUCAAUUUGAUGAACGUGGAGGAACCGAAAUUAUCAUACAAGCUUUAAAUGUAGUCCCAAGAGGGACGUCGCUUCGGUGUCUUUUUGGCCAGAUAGAAGUCGAUGGACUAGCUCUUUCGGACUCUCUAUUACGUUGCAUAACGCCCUCAAUGCGACCCGGCCGCAUGUCAUUUAGGCUGAGUCAAGAUGGAUUUUCUUGGUCAAGGAAAGUGCUGGAGAUUGAAGCAUUUGCCACCCCGCAAUUGUUUGCAGUAUCACCCAGUCGCUCUGCGGCUGUGGUGGGCUUUGCUUUUAUCGUGUAUGGAACCAAUUUGCGCCCUUUUUUAAGUCUGAAAUGUACUUUUGGUGAUGUCAAGGCUCCGGCGAUCAGUUUAAAUGACUCAGCGGUGAAGUGCAUCACUCCGUCACGACUCAGAGUAGGCACUCUUGCACUGGGUGUCAGCCUGAACGGAAUCGAAGACAGUCGCAAUACUUUAGAUGUGGAGAUUUACAAUAUUCCAAGUAGAUUAUACAUCCGAUCACUCAAGAGACUGCUGGAUGGUCGCUGGGUUGCUUCGAUCGAUGGUUUAAACAUCUCGCCGCACGGUCAAUAUGUAUGUCAAUACGAAGACAAGCCUUUGUCAGGAUUUGUUCGGAAUGUGACGUUUCGUGGAAUGGAGUGUAUAUCCGGCUCCACAACGCAAAACAGGCGUCCAAACUUGCUUACAUUAACGCUGUCUGGUGAAUUGCUCCUACGACAAGAUAUCACUAGAAACGUUGGGUGCCCAACCUUGGUGUAUGGGUUGUCGACGACAAUAGUGCGAUCAGGACAAAGCCGUGAGAUCUCUUUAUUUGGCUUUAAAUUUGAUUCUAAAAUGGACUUAGCCUGCCAUAUUGGCCACCAUACUUCUCCCGGUGUCGUCAAAUCUCAAAACACGAUGCACUGUGCUCUUCCAUUUCAAAUACCUGGAAAGUAUACUCUUGAAAUCACAUGUGCUGCUGGCUUUGAACUCCUGGGAGCAUACCAAAUUGAGUACGCUCCUUUGCCUCGUAUUUGGAGCUUUCUACCUAUCAUUGUGCCUAGUGGUGGCACGUUCGGUGUCGAAAUAUUUGGGUCCAACUUUACCCAGGAUGAUGUCGUCUUUUGUGUUUUCGGCUCUUUGACAAUGCGUGUCCAGGCGACAUUCAUUUCACCGUCUCGUUUAAAAUGCUCGACCCGUCGAAAUUGGGUAGCUGGCCAAGUUCUGUUAACGUUGGUGCUUGAAACUCACGAUGAUUUUACAAAUGUGUUAUACCAAUCUUCCUUCAUCAUUGCUGAAAGGAUACUCGAAUCAAGUAAAUUUAAACCAGAUUUUGGCUCGACAAUCGGCAACUAUUUAAUUUAUGUAGAGAUGAAUGUGUCCUGGAAUAGCUAUGAAAAUAAAAGUUGUAAAUUUGUGUCAGCGGAUAUGGAUGUGGGCACUGAAUUUUACAGUUCUCUUAAAAGUUUCGAUACUGAUCAAACAAAAGUUUUAGGUUGUCACGUGCCACGAUUAGAAGUUGGAUCGUACUCAGUAUCAUUCUCACCAAAUGGGCGCGAUUUUGUAUUAUUUCGCGAAUCAUUCAUUGCUCACUUACCAAUUCAAGUGGGAAGCGUAGACCCCCCCUUUGCCGUUUCAGCCCGCUCGAUGGACAUUAGAAUAUAUGGUAAAAAUUAUCAGCGCUGGAUGCGCCUUGAAUGUGGAUUUCGUGUGAAUGGAACAAAUUUUUAUUUUUCAAUCGCCGAAUAUGUAUCAGACACAUUGACGUCACUCAUUUUUCCAAAUAUAUCAUUUCCUUUUGAGUUCAAACCGGGAAUCAAAUUUCACUCGAUUUACCCUGAUAAUGGCACCACUAGCGGCGGUACUAUUGUGAAUAUUGUGGGUCAAGGAUUUUCUAGAGACAUCGACCUCAGAUGCCAUGUACUAAAUGAAAUUUUAAUCGCGACAUUUGUCGAUGCAACUACACUUCGCUGUCGAACCCCGGCAUCUCAAGCCACGACAGCCCCUUUUCGCUUCUCAAUUGGAAAUAUGAAUUUCUUUGAGGAAGUCUUUAUCUUUACGUACGUAUCACAGCCUCAACUGAGUGACGUAAAGGAUCUAUCUGCCGAUCUCGAUGGCAACAACGAAGUCAAUGACAGUACUCAGUAUCCAUCUAGGUCUGAACAACCCCGUUCAUACGAGUCCACGCCAUCGAUACGUUUUCUUGAGCCCACGUUAGGCUGGACUCGCGGUGGCACUACAGUUGUUGUGCACGGAUUCAAAAUGAUAUUUUCAUCUAAUAUUGAGUGCGUGUUUGGGCCUAAAACAGUUCACGCCGCAUUUAUAUCAGCUCAAGAGCUCGCAUGUAUCUCUCCUCAAUUCGCUAAGCCUGGUCGUCACAAUUUCGCAGUGAGAUCAAAAGGCAGAGUGUGGGAAGCAGUCACUCCACUCUGGUUCGACGUGUUCUCUCCACCUUACAUUGAAACAAUGAAGCCUACUUCUGGGGAUGUCACAGGCGGUACAAAUGUUGUGUUUCAAGGAAAUACUAGCUCUCUUAUGCAAGCGCGAUCAGAUGUUUUUUGCCGAUUUGGUGAAUUCUUUGUGCUUGCACGAGUCACUAGCACUACUGAAGUAGAGUGUACAUCACCGCCUACCGCGGAGAUUUCGGUCGUCGACAUGGCCUUGUUUUUUAAUGCUAAUGAUAUCGUACUGGUGCCGUUCAUGUUUCACUACACGCAAAAGCCCGCGUUUCGCUUUCUCACACCCGCAGUUGUCAGUGAAUAUACUGACGGAUAUGUGACAAUACAUGGCAAGGGAUUUGUCGAUUCAGGUGGUACUGCGUUCUGUAGCUACGAUUCAAUUACAGAAAAUAACUACUUCUUGGACUUUGUUAGUGACGAUGAGAUUCGCUGCUCAUUGCCACAUCUCAAACCCAAAAAUCUUGUACUUAUCAGCGUCAGUUUCAACGGGGAAGACAUCUUUUCUACUAACCUCAAACUUAGUGUUCGGUCUCGACCUAUUCUGCUAAGUAUGACUCCACAGCUGGACAGCGUAUAUGGCGGUGCUGUAAUAGAAAUUACGGGGCUAAAUUUAUUUUUUGCGGAUCAUUUUCUUUGCUUGUUUGGAACGAAAUGGUCGAAUGCUACAAUGAGACAUGGCAAAAUUAUGUGCUCGGUCCCGCCAUCAGUGUCGCUCUCUAGUACUUCUCGCGUCAAUGUUUCGUUAAUAAGCGGUACUAGAAAAUAUGCUGCGGAGAUAUUCAAUUUGACUUACACUCUUGCACCAGAAAUUUUGUCGGUCUUAACGAUUCCAAAUUUUGGAAAUAGAUUCCAGCAAAUUCAAUUGUGUGGAAAAUUUUCAACAAGUUCUUCGUCUCAUUACUUCCGACUUGAAAAAUUUGACAAUGAGAUGGGAAAUAAUAUAAUCGAUACGGGUAUGUUUGGACGCUUUAUAAAUAGAACAUGCCAAGUGUUUGAGACAGGAGCGACUGCAGAUGCUUGCUCAUCAGGAUGUGAUCUCUUAUGGUCUGUAAACAACCAAACUUUUAUUCACACAGGGAGGCAGAUUACAUUGUCGCCCCUGACACGUAUAGUUAAGGUAGCACCUUUGUAUGGCUCGAUCAGCGGGAACGAGGUUAUACGGAUCGAAGUCGAAAACUGGAAUUCAUUGACUCAUUUGAAUUGCGUUUUUGAUAAACUUCAUCGAACAAUCAUCACAUUAAUGUCCUCUCGGAUUGCAGAGUGCGAAACAAUUUCGCAUUCCGCUGGAUUAGUCGACUUUGAAAUUGUGAUAAUUGACGAAUUUGGAGCCACACAAACUCUGAGAAAGGUCAAUUUUACGUUUGUCGGUCCAAUGGAAGUCGCGCAAGCUGCUCCAUUAAUAGGCUCGAAUCGUGGGGGAACGUCAGUUUAUGUUCGUGGCAAAGGAUUUCUGAACCACCAUGAGCUUCGAUGUCGGUUCGGGGAGUUAUCUGUGCCUGCUCAUUACGUCAAUGGCUCUUUCGUUAUUUGUGUUAGCCCUCCCAUGAUAAAAGCCGCAACUGAGGUAUCAUUUUUCGUAUCACUAGGUAAACUUGUUACAUAUGAAGUAAACGACGCAAAAGCUACGUUUUUAUACAUAAACACACCAUUGAUUACAAAAAUUGAGCCAUCGAGUGGUAUAUACAACAAAACCCAUUCGAUAAAGAUUUUCGGCUCCCAAAUUAUCCCUCAGAUGGUCACAAAAUGCCGAUUUGGAGAAAUCAUUGAUAAUAUUCCGGCGAAAAUUGUUUCAAAUGGUCAUUUAUUAUGCGCGGUUAAAUUUCAUUCACUUGGGAAUAUACAAAAUUCAAAACAGCUGCCGAUCGGAUUGAGCAUAAGUGGAGAACCAUACUUUGAGACUGGAUUCAGUUUUACUGCGUUUAAGCCUUUAGUGCCCAUCAGAGUCAUCCCAGAUGCAAUCAUUAGAGGCCGAACCGAUCAAGUCAAGAUUGAGUGUCGUGGUACAUACUCGUCACAUGAAUGGCGAUGCAUUUUUGACGAUUUGAAUGUGACUACAUUGGGAGAACUUGUGUCUCGAAGUGUUAUAUCUUGUACGUUACCUCCAGAAAAAUAUUUAAAACCAGGAACAAUCUAUGUGAGGCUUUUCGAUAAAGACGUCGAAACUUCCGCCAACGCUGUUGAGGUCGAUGUGCUCGAAUUGCCUGAAAUAUUCGAUUUCAGCCCAAAAUUUAGCAAAGUUCACACGUCAUCUGAUACUGACGAAACUGUCGAUCACGUGCUAAUUACCGGAAGAAACUUUGCACCGUUCAGACGUAUCGAUUGCCGAUUCGGUUCAUUAUCUUCUUUCGGGACUUUUAUUAGUUGGACACAACUUCAAUGUUUGAUUCCAAAGUCGCGUACUUCACGUCGCGUAUCACUUUCUAUCUCGUUCAAUGGAAUUGACUUUUUGUCGGCAUAUCAAUCAUUUGAGUUUCUCGUUAACUUAAAUGUUGUUAGUGUAUCUCCCAACAUUGGUGCAAUAUCAGGAGGCACUACUGUACACGUUUACGGUGGUGAGUUUGUGAUGCAAGAAACGAUCGUGUGCAGAUUUGGCGAGUAUAGCAAUUCUCAGAAUGCUGUGGUCAUUUCGCCCAGCGAAAUUAUCUGUACGACUCCCGAAGUUUUCACUAUUGGCAAAUUUGACAUUAGUAUAUCGUCUUUAACGCGCAGGCUUUCUGGAAGUCUGUCGAACGCUUUUACGUACACCAAAGAGCCAGUGGUGUUGGCAGUGGUUCCUUUGGAGGCGCUAUCAAUGAUCGAAACGUUGUUUGAUGUUUACGGUCGAGGCUUUGUCCGCUCGCCGCUGCUGGGUUGUAGCUUUAGUGAAAAUGUUUCAGCAAAGAUAUUCACUGUUCAUGCCAUCUGGGUCACUUCGAGGCAUAUUAAAUGUUUUUCUCCCACAACAACCUCAUUUGUAGGUGGGAUUCAACUCCGGGUUGCGAAUAAUGGUGUUGACUUUGUACACGCUCGCUCAAAAUCCAUGAUCCAGUUUCGAACUCAAGUUGAUAUCUUAGAGAUUUAUCCUACGACGGGUAUCGCUGAAGGCGGGACACCUGUUAUGAUAAGGGGCAAACAUUUUGGCGGCGCGUACGGGUACUGGUGUCGAUUUGGUGAAAAUACCGAGCCAGUUGGUGGUAUCAUUAUCAGUGACAAAGAACUUCGAUGUACUAGCCCACCUUCCUCGUUCGAUACAAAAGAAAUCGAAAUUUAUCUCUCGAUAAAUGGCCGCGAUUUCGUCUCGACCAAUCAAACAUUCAGCUAUUACUCCCAACCGAUUGUCGUCAAGAUAUCUCCAACACAAGGCUCUAUGGACGCACCGACUGUGGUAACUAUUACUGGAGCAGGAAACUACUCAGGUGUACCGUUGUGUCGUUUUGGAAAUAUUAUUGUUCAAGCGUAUUUACGAUCUGAUAAGGAACUUAUGUGUACUGCCCCCUUAAGUCGCUUUGCUGGAUCUGUUUUUGUCGAUGUUUCCCUAAAUGAUGGUGUAGACUUUACUCACAACAGUAUUUCAUACACAUAUGUGCUGGGUCCACGCAUCCGCCACAUCUCUCCUGUCUCAGGUCCAGCAGCUGGUGGAACAUUGAUGCAUAUUACAGGCCUCAACUUUUAUUCAUCAAGAUUAACAAAAUGCUGUUUUGGAAAUCGAUACAGCUGCACCUCUGGGUUGUUGUUAAAUGCCACUGUGAUUCAAUGCGUGACUCCGCCCGCAAAACUUUCUGGAGCUGAAGUUGGCUCCAAGCAAGUUCCAAUACUUUUAGCCUUAAACGGCCAGAAUUUUGUCACGCUUAAUAUGCGAUUUGAGUACGUUUAUGACAUUACAAUUGAUUACGUGCAUCCAGCUUUCGGUGAUAUUUAUGGUGGCACUGUGAUAUUCUUAUAUGGUCGUCACUUGCGCUACUCAACCGGUUUACAAUGUCGUUUCGGUAAUCUUCGGACUCCAGCAUCAUACUGGAAUGACUCAGCGGUAUCGUGCGAGGCUCCUCCCUAUCAAGUUGGUGACACAAGUCUAUCGAUAUCGCUGAACGGCCAGGACUUCACUUCCGCCAAAUUAAACUUUACUUACAUCCAGCUUCCGUUUGUCUACACACUAACGCCCAGUGCCGGACCAUUGCGUGGAGGCUUUUCAAUUCAAAUAAGUGGAGCUUUUUUUUCAAAUAUCACAACAAUCUGUCAGUUCUCGCAAAACGACGAGAUCAUACAAGACACGGUUGCUCUUUUUGGCUCUUCCGCUCAAAUAAGUUGCUUGGCUCCUUCUGGCAAUCACUUUGGAAAAGCUUCGCUUACACUCUUUGUUCAUGGAAUUUCGGCUCCAAAACUCCAAAAGUUAGAUCUUUGGUACUAUGAUAACGUUAGCUUACACGCUGUGGAACCGUUGUUGUGUAGUAAUGCCGGUGGCUGCACUUUGGUAAUUUCUGGAGCCAAUUUCAGACGAGAUGCAGAUCAACAGUGUUGCGUUAGCGUGCCGGGAUUGAAAUCAAAGGGAUUUGUCGAAGUAAAUAUAAUAUCAUACGGUGUGAAGUUGUCAAGCCAUGCUCUGGUUAUAGAGGUUCACGACCCUAUCAUAUUGAAUGAGGUACAUCCAACGACAGGAACAUACCGUGGAGGCACGAAGAUAACAGUCACAGGCUGGAAGUUCGUGUUAACUCCACACCUUUCUUGUUGCUUUGAUGAUAAUCAGGUACCGGCCACACUCAUCAACUCCUCGGUGCUCGAGUGCUUUACACCUUAUCAUAAAGCAAAAUCUGCUUUAAUAAAAAUAAGUAUGAACGGCCGAGACUGCUUGAAUAGUGGGGUCGAUGUAACAUUUGAAUUUCAACUUUCCCCUACCAUUUUUCAAGUAUUUCCAAACGUUGGCACACGGAUGGGUGGCACAACAAUUACACUGCAAGGUGAACACUAUAAAGCAAACAUAACGACCUGUUUUUUUGGUGCUGUCCAGGCAACUUACCAUAAAGUACUAUCAGACACACAGAUGAAGUGUACAAGUCCAGCACAAAGCCCCCCACAGCGUGUUCAGGUCAUUGUAGCCGACAAUUAUCAAGAUUUUUCCACGAGUCCUGUUUUUUUUGUGUAUCUUGCAGCAGAAGAGGUCAAAUCUGCGUCACCAAUGCGUCUAUCCUCGAUUGGAGGCGGUAAAAUUGCAAUUGUGACCGAAAAUGCUCGCGAUAGUGCCACGCUCAGCUGUUUUUUCGGCCACGUAAUUGCUCUUGCACAGUUUGAAUCAGCAUCGAAAGUCUACUGUUUAAUUCCAGCUUUGACGCCUGGAUUUUACGAUUUGUAUAUUUCAAAUGAUGGAAAGCUCAAGUCUCAAAGUUUUGCUACUGUUGAGCUUGUGAAACCGCCGAUUAUAGCAACAGUAGAACCGCUUUCUGGUGGAGUGGAAGGUGGAACACUUGUGUCGAUUAAGGGUUCCCGACUUGACACCGUGUCCCACUGUCGCUUUGGUGUAGUACACGCAUCGGCUUAUGUACUCAGCCCCAACCUAGUGCAGUGCAAAUCACCAAGACAGAAUAAUUUUGGAAACGUGAAUUUUGAUAUCUGGGAUCAUGGAGCUAAUAUUCCAUCUCAUGACAUCUUAUUCACUUAUCUGAGUCCAGAACAGACGACCAGGCGUAGAUUAGCUCUCACAAACGACAAAGUCGGCAUUUCUCUUAUCCCUACAGUCUUGUCAAUGUAUCCUUUUGAAGUAUCGAUUAUUGGAGGAACAUUAAUCACUGUGUAUGGCGAUAAUUUCAUCAACUCCCUGGAGCUUGCCUGUCGAUUUGGUUCGGUAAUCGUUGAAGCAAGGUUUCACUCUGCCGAACAAAUUGUGUGCGCAACACCACGAUUACAACCUAAGCAAUACACGUUUCAGGUUUCAAAUGAUGGUCUAACCUUCUCGAAUAGCCCAACGGGUAUCUCUGUUUAUACAGACGCUUUUGUCGAACAUAUAUCGCCCACACACGGACCUCAAAUUGGCGGAACUACAGUGACAAUUUACGGUAUGAAUUUUCGAAGAGGGCUGUAUUUAUGGUGCAAAUUUGGCGAACUUGGCGCAGUGCAAGUAGUAAAGUACGUUUCAUCCACUGAAGUUGUUUGUGUCACGCCACCUCAGCAGGAUAUGACAUCUGUUGUGCGAGUUGUUGUGAUGAACAAUAACGUCACCUUUACACCCAAUCCAGUAUUUUUCACCUACACGGCAGCUGCAGAUCUAGUGUCAGUCACACCAAGUAUUGGAAGUCUUUCUGGGGGCACUCAGCUUUUAAUUCAAUGGCACAGACCUGAAAUUAGCUAUGAAAGUGUCGUCACUUGUCGUAUUGGCGGUAUCAAUUCGGUCGGAGUCGUUCUUGCAACUAACAUUGUUGAAUGUAUCACUCCUGCUUCGAAGCAGCCAGGUAAGCAAUUAAUUCAAUUGAGUACCAAUGGGCAUGAUUUUACAUCGUCAAAACUAUAUUUUGAGUACGGCGAGAAAGUUGUCCUUUACUCGAUAACUCCUAAUCUGGGUCCAAGCAUUAAUGCAAACACGGUCAUUACCGUACGCGGCAAGGGAUUUUUCAACUCAAUAAACCUUGCAUGCAUGUUCAGGUCGACAAAGAUCUCUGCUAGAUAUAUUGACCCUGGUAUGAUUACUUGUGCCGUGCCGCGAGAUACGCCCAGACAGGUGGCAGUGCGAGUUACAAAUAAUGGAAUUGACUUCUCUAACUUUGCCAUAUAUAUGUACGUAAGCGACAUAUCGCUGUCACGAUUAUUUCCAACAAACGGAUUAAAAGAAGGCGGUACUAGCGUCUUUUUUCAGGGAACAAAUUUUGUCAAUCACACGUUGUUGGCUUGUCGAUUUGGCGAAAUACUAAGCCCAGCAACGUACUUGUCGGAACAUAUAGCUACUUGUGUUGCACCCCGACAACUUGUUGACUUGCGACCAACUAACGGUACCGUUUCUGUGGAAAUGACUAGUAAUCAGGUGGAUUUUACAACCAGUGGCCUUGAGUACACUUACUUGCAAAGUUGUCCAAGCUCUCACUUUUGCUUCAAUGGAGAUAUAUACACAUGUCCCAAUGGAACAACAUGUGGAUCACCGGGUGGAACUAACUUCACCCUUUGUACUCCUGGAACGUUUCAACCGCGGCAUCACCAAAUUACUUGUUUGCCUUGCCCAGUUGGAUUCUUUUGCCCCGACCACGGAAUGACAAAGCCCUUACUGUGUUGUGCUGGAAUGGUAUGCGAUGAGCACGGAUUGCGUUCACCUUUAAAGUCUUGCCCUGCGGGUCACUAUUGCCGAAAAGGGACUAAAACCGCGGAUAUUCGCGACUUUUCCACAAAUCCCGAAUACUUGAUUGAUGAUGAGACGCAGCUCGCCACCUUUGUAGAAACGUCACGAGCGUGGGCCCUCAUAUCUCGGAUCGCCCCGGCUAUCGGAACUCGUCGUAUUGAACAUUCGCCUCGUUUUAGCUCCUGCGAUUCUCGAUUAUGUGUGUCAAAUAGCACUGAUCUUCUAGCUGAACGACCCUAUGCUUGUCCGCUUGGUACUUAUUGUCGGCGGGGUGUAGCUGUCCAGCAGCUGGAAAUAAACAAUUACAGCGCUCCUCAAAAAUGUUACGCAGGAUUCUUUUGCCCUCGUGGUUCCUCCACUCCGGAAGGCAAGGGUCCAUGCCCGACGGGCCACUAUUGUCCGAACGAUUUUGACGCAGUUGUAUGCGCUGCUGGUCAGUAUUGCCCGGGAGUUGGUAAUCUUCGACCAAGAGCCUGCUACCCGGGAACGUAUAAUUCCUUUACAAAACAAUCUAUCUGCUCCCUAUGUCCGACUGGACAUGUGUGUCCUCAGCCUAGGAUGACAACUCCUAAGUUGUGCCCUGCUGGAUUUGUUUGUAUUUCUGCUGGCUUGGCUGUCCCUUCGCUGCUCUGCCCUGCAGGAUAUAUAUGUAUGGAAGGCACACGAACACUUGACCCGUCCAAUACGAUUCCAUUUCACCCACAUUCAUGUCCAAGAGGUACUUACUGUCUCGGAGGUGUGGCACAUAACACUACCAUCGAAUGGAUUCCAAGUCGACCAGAAGGCGCGGUUGCUCCUCAGAUUUGUACCGAAGGCACUUUUUGUGAAGAAGGAACGCCGACACUUUCUGGCACUGACGUUUGUUUUGCUGGUCACUAUUGUCCACCCGGUACGAGCACUCCAAUCCAAUCCCAAGUUGGAAGUUUCGCAGGAACUACUGGGUCCGUUGUCUCGACAAUGUGCUUUCCUGGUACCUACACCCCUUUAAAAGGCACUGUAAAGUGUGAGGUAUGCCCUGCUGGUCAUAGCUGUCCAGAAUAUGGCACUUAUCUUCCGUCGUUGUGUCCACGUGGCUUUUAUCGGUCACUGGCCGACAGUAUCACGUGUCGAGCUUGUCCAGAAGGGACGUGGUCACCAAAUACGGGAGUGACUGAUGUUUCAUUCUGCGAAAUUUGUCCUGCUGGACGGGUGUGUGGUAACUCGGGUAUGAUUUCAAUGGCUUUAAGUUUGCCUUGUGCUGAGGGCUACGUUUGUGGCGAGGGAACUAAUCGGCGAACGCAGUUUGAGCACAUGUGCCCUGCCGGGCACUAUUGCUCGUCCGCGACAUCUAUCAGCAACCAGUAUGGACUCGUGUGCGAAAAAGGUUACGUGUGCACUCGCGGGACCAAGAUAACUGAAAAGACUAAAGACAAGUGCCCAGAUGGCAACUUUUGUCCUUCUGGAACUGCUAAUAGUAGCAGUGUCUACACAAAUUGUCCGAGUGGCACAUGGUCAAGCUCAAGUGAGGACGAGCUGUUGGAUUGCAAAAUUCGAGCUGUGCAUAUUUGUGAUAAAUUGCCGGAAAGGCAUUACUAUCCUCAAUUUACUUAUCAAUUCCAAGGCAGCCAAAUACGCUUUGAUUCCACGAAGGAGACUACUCGGACGGGAGAAGUGGAGGCAAUUAGUGUGAUAAACCCGGUAAAUGUAUCGGCUUCCGUACCCUUCUGGAAUAAUGAUACCGUUGAUACCAUUCGCGUUUGCCCGCCGAUUGUGGCUCGUGCUGGUGGAAUACUUUUGACUGUGAUUGGCCGUAAUUUCAUAAACACGGGACGUCUGGUGUGCAAAUUUCAGAUUCCGAUGACUCUAUAUUCUCAAACAUCACCAGGGUUUUACAAAAGCAGCACAAGAGUGACAUGUCGGGCUCCUCCUUUCAUGACGAAUACCAUAGAAGAUGUGCUCUCUCAGACUGUGGAGUUAAGUAUCUCCAACUAUGGAGUUCACUUUUCUACUACGACUGCUGCUUUCACAUUCGUGUCAGAAAACAAGGUAGCGGCCUUAGACAUGAAGCAAUUAAUGACGAAUUGUCUAAGAAAAUUAGACAAAGAGGAAGGAUUUCGUGAUAGUGAUAAGACGUGGUUUGCACUCACUGGACUAGGAAAAGCCAAAAUUUCCUUUGAUUUCCGUCACCUCCCUGAUGAUCUUGUCUACGAUGAACACUACAAAAUUGCAAUUUUCGUCCGAAACAGUACCUGCCGAGACUUAACUUGCGAUCCUCGAGGAGUAGUGCUUCCAGAUGUUGAGACAUCGCCGUGUCACCAACCGCUUGAGCUUCCACGUUGGUUUUUAUCUACCACAGUAAAAAAGAACGAUCUCAUCAAUAUAACCUUGCUUGCCUUGGAGGAUGUGACAUUUAAAGUGGAAAUUCACGUCAUGUAUGGGCUAUACGCUUCAGCAGCACCCUUCUUCGUUAACUCGACAAUUGUUGAGCUGAAAACUCCGACGCGGAGCAAUGUUACACAAGGAGUGACGGCCGAUUUGCGGCCUCUUUCACGCUCUAUUUCAUAUGAAUCACAGAUGAUACCUCGAGACUACACUUUUCUCAUUGCUUACUUCGGCAAAGACGGAGACUACACGUCACCACCACUAAAUCUUCCACCGAAAUAUGAAGCUUACGAGCGAGGCCGUAUCCUCUUAUCCCACAAUGUGAGCAGCAAAAGAGUUCCAGUUGUUGCUGAUCCUUACACGGACGUUGUUACGGAUACGUCAUAUUGGUUGAUGCCGUAUGUUUCGGCGGCAGUAACGCACGAUAAAGUCGAGAAAUACCGGGAAACAUUUCAAGAGAUGUACCGUGAUCCAACUGAUGCCACUGGUAAGCAAUAUUUGUUCAAAUUUGAUAAAUUACUGUUAUCGUAUGUGCCGUUUUUAUCGAACUGUAUGGAGUACGAUUCGUACAUUCCUCUCUUCGAUCUCUUUGAAAGUGACCAAUGUCAACUACCAGCAAUGACGUCCGAGACAGAAAGUUACGGACGUACUUGGUGGCGACGCACUUUUCCACCACUGCCGAACCAGGACGAUAUUCGAUACGUAGGUCCACUAGACGUAGCCAAGGAACCAACAGCCGAUAUCUGCAUGAUGGAUAUCCAGUGUCAUUACGAAGAGGAUCUACCAACUGCUGAUGUGACUCCACGCUGGUUUGAACAGUCGGAAGGAAGCGUACUUUUUUACUUUCUCCGUGAGCCAGCUACAUUGGCAAGUUACUUGCGUGGUGGUCAGUAUUAUGACGAAAUUUUGGACCAGCACGGCUCUGACUACUUCGUUCCCGUGACUGUUGACAACUCAGCCGCUCAAUCACUGGAAGGCGAUUGUUCAACCCUGUGUUUUCCACGAUCGGUAACCCUUGACGUAGCGUACUAUCAAAUGAAUGCUCACGUCAAGCGUAUUAUCAUGGCAACUAUUAUCUACGAUAAUUAUGACCGAGAUUCUUCCAAUACGGAAUACACAUUCAGUAUCAAACUUCAUCCGCUCGACUACUUUGGGCUCAUUGUUCAGUUUGCCUUUGACAAACAAGUGUUCGUUGGCCUCUUCUUUGUGAUUGGUAGCAUGAUGACAGUCGGUGCUCUCACUUUUUGGAUUGUAGUUCGUAUCACGUCUUAUUUACAAUCACCUCCACGAUUUCGAUUUUGGACUACCUUUGCAUUGAUCGCGCCGCCUCCUACAGUCGGAGUAGCUAUGGCUUCGCUGCCAAUUUUUGCGGUUGUAUGUAGCUUCUACCUCUUGCUGCACGGUAACAAGAUUUUUAUGUCAAGUGGCUACUGGCUUACAGACAACAUCGCCCAACACUACCUUGAUACCAAGAUUAACCCAGAAGUUGUGGCACAAUCUCGAAAAGGACGCAUUGGUGUAUGUUUCUUUUUUUUUGGUCUGUAUCUCAUUAUACUAGGUACACGUAUCUUUCUUCCAAAAACUUUAGCAAUCUCCGAAACGAUUAUAGCUGAACAAAAUGAUCGCAAUGCUCAGGAGCGUAACAUCUGGUGGCCGACUCAGUGGAAGCGAGCAAAUAUGAUUUUUGCAUCGAUAAUGCUAGGUCUUUUUCUCGUUCUGAUGCUCGAAUUUUCAUUUUGGAGUUCGUUUGGAGAUUACAUGUUCUAUGUGAUUGUAGCUCAAGAAAUCAUCAAUGCAAUCAUGGAAAAAUGGAUUGAGUCGCAGCUGAAGGAAGCGUUGUUGAUGGCGCCUUUAGUUUCAGCGCUUAGUUUGAUUGGAGGUAUAAUGACGUUUGGUGCCUCCGACUUUAAAGAUUUUGUUCUAGGAAAUGCGCUAGACUUCGGUAUGAUGAUUUUAAUGCGGGUAUACGCAGAUACUGUCAUUGAAGCUAUCACGAAUUUCGUUAAGGAUAUCGCAACAUACAUGUGGAGUAGCGUUAAAGGAGCUAGACGUGGCGUAAGGUUGUUUUUCAGGCUUGCAAUGCGAUCACCUGCUUUUGUUGUUGAAAAAGUUAAUGAUAAGAAGGGAAACGACGACAAAAGUUUAAAAAAGGCGGAAGGCAAUGGCGAGGCCGAAACAGUGGAGCCAAUUAUCGAGUUUUUUGCGAUGGCUUCCAUGGAGCGACUGGCACUCUUUUAUCAACCAGUUUUAAUUCUCAUCAUGAUGUUUUUCCGUGAAGAAAUCAUGCUUCCCAUUUUGUACAACAUUCGUGAGAAAGAUAUGGAAAUUUAUCUUUGGUACUCACUCAUUAUUCUUCUUUUCCAGCUCGUAACGGAGGUUUUCGUAUUAAAUGUAGUAGAAAUUUUUCAAGGAUGGAAGCUUUACGACUACCUUGUUUACUGCCGCUAUCGUUUCUUACAGCGUGAAAGGCGCUGGAAAGGGUUGGAACCGAAUGUGGAUGAAUGUAUCGACGAAGGCCUGCGUUCUCUUGAUCAAAUGUGCUUUUCAUCGCAGUUUUUCAUGAUGUGCACGAUUCAUAUUACUGGAAUCGUCUUUUUCGUCGUGGGCAUUGAAAUCAUGGCACGAGCGAGCUACAAUUUCUUUGGCGAUCCCGCCAUGCCGCUCCUACUUGCUUUCAUGCUCGCAGUUUCAGCUUUUGUUCGUGCGUUGAUCAUGUUUCUGGCCAUGCGAUUUGAGAUCUGGAAAAUUAAACACGAAAAUACGGCUUGGUUAACAGCUCCUAACGAAGAUGACGAGUUUGGCUUGCCACGUUUGGGUGACCUGGAAAAACUCAAAGAGGCUUCACAUGAAGCGUACAUGAUGAAUCAACGCAUCACAUCUGACACGUUCCGCAACAAAUUUAAAGAUUAUAACCGCUCGUGGCUCGUAACCCAGCUGCCAUCGAUCCUCACCCCGCGCACCUUGCGUCGUGCGAAACCAUAUCUGUUAACUAAUUUUGCAAAAAUACUUGACAGCUUGAAUCCACAAAUCUCGGACGAUGAAGAAGACGACGAUAGUCGUCCACACUUUGGACCAGUUUCUUUAUCGAGCACUUCACGCACUAUGAUUCGCCUCUGGCUGGCCCAAGCUAAACAAAUUUUGCGUCUUAAGAUGAUAGUGCAGCCUUUAAUCCAGCAGGCUCGCAAAACCGAGUGCGAAAUGUGUCUUUCUCGCCGCCAGCUCCAGGUUGAAAUGAUAAUUCCAAUCAAUGUACUAGGUGACAAGUUUAGAGGUCAAAGUCUGGCUGAAGAGUUUGAUGCUGUCGCGUGGAAAGAUUUUUUUGCGAAGCACCAGAAGUUUAAGACGCUGUGCCUGAACUGCAUCAUCCAUCUCAGAACCAAUGCCAAAUUUAAUGGUGUGCUCGGUAUUGGUACCCGCGGUGGUGAUAGUGACGAGCGAGAUGAAAAUAGGAAGGCAGCCUCAAUAAAUGCUGCAUCUCGCGCGCUGCUGCGUAGAUGGUAUCUUACAGCGCAAAGCCGUGUCUUCGCGAAGGCUGGGAGGCGACGUCAUCUACUCGAUGUGAGCGAUGACGAAAAAGAUACGAUGACGCAUCGCUAUGAAUGGACUUACAAACCAGUAGCGCUAAACGCUGCUUCCACCGCUCUAGCACGAAAGUGGCUACUUUCUGCUCGUCGCAGAUUUCCUGAAAUUGAUAGGCGUGAUCAUCCACCAAUGAACAUGACUACAUUAUAUCCAUCGCUUCAAGAUGGGGUUACACCAGCUUCGAAGCCGGCGGUGAAAGUGGGAGCUGCUGGUGACGUAGCCAGCAUGACUUCUAAGAUGCGUCGCAAAUGA
Molecule: messenger RNA, 26217 nt
Organism: Plasmopara halstedii
Lineage: Eukaryota; Oomycota; Peronosporomycetes; Peronosporales; Peronosporaceae
Product: IPT domain
Exons: 6
Coding region: 1-26217 (8738 amino acids)
Source: RefSeq, a predicted model, not a curated record